AUGGCCGGUGUCACCACCAACACCGUCGCCCUUGUGGCACUCCUCUCCAUGCUCGUCACGUCCGUCCGUUCCGGCACCACCUACAGCUCCACCUGGCUCCCCGCCAAGGCCACCUGGUACGGCAAGCCCAACGGCGCCGGCCCCGACAACGGCGGUGGUGCUUGUAACUUCAAGAACAGCCAGAAGGCACCAUUCUUCUCCAUGACGUCCUGCGGCAACCAGGCUUUGUUCAAGGACGGCGCCGGCUGCGGCGCCUGCUACCAGAUAAAAUGCAACAAGAAUAACUACCCCGAGUGCUCCAACGUGGCGAAGACGGUCGUCAUCACCGAUAUAAACGACGGCCCCAUGGCCAAGUACCACUUCGACCUCAGCGGCACGGCGUUCGGUGCCAUGGCGCUUCCAGGCCGGAACGCCCAGCUCCGCCGCGCCGGCAAGAUCAGCAUCCAGUUCAGGAGGGUGCCCUGCAACUGGCCGGGCGUGAAGAUCACCUUCUAUAUCCUCAAGGGUGCCAACCCAUACUACUUCCCGGUGAUGCCAGAACACCUCAACGGAGAUGGGACCGUGGUCAAGAUGGAAGUCAUGCGGUCCAAGGACGGCCGCCCCACCAAGAUCUGGGAACCCAUGUACCGCUCCGUGGGCGCCGUCUGGAGGCGCGACUCCGGCAACCCGCUCAAGGGGCCAUUGUCCUUGCGCAUCACCAGCGAUUCCGGCAAGAAGCUCAUCGCCAACAAUGUUAUCCCGGCUGGAUGGAAGGGCGGCAACGGAUACACGUCCAAAGUUCAGUUCUAUUGA
Molecule: messenger RNA, 792 nt
Organism: Lolium rigidum
Lineage: Eukaryota; Viridiplantae; Streptophyta; Magnoliopsida; Poales; Poaceae
Product: expansin-B2-like
Exons: 3
Coding region: 1-792 (263 amino acids)
Biological process (GO): sexual reproduction
Cellular component (GO): extracellular region
Source: RefSeq, a predicted model, not a curated record